Setaria italica (foxtail millet) is the source of this 1508-nucleotide messenger RNA. RefSeq names its product putative F-box protein PP2-B12. Lineage: Eukaryota; Viridiplantae; Streptophyta; Magnoliopsida; Poales; Poaceae. Gene Ontology annotation, molecular function: protein binding. The transcript has 3 exons. The record is from RefSeq and is a predicted model, not a curated record. The coding region runs from base 124 to 1059 and encodes 311 amino acids.
GCCGUCACCCCCGACGUGAUCGAUCGCCACGACGGUUUCCAACGCGAUCACCUACGUACUUAGCUGCUGCACGACCAGACGGCCGGCCGUCACACAGGAAGAAGACAGCGUGCUUUUGAGUAUAUGGACGCGGCGGCGGCGGCGGCGGAGAUCUACCGGCUGCCGGAGGAGUGCGUGGCGUACGCCAUCUCGCUGACGACGCCCGGCGACGCGUGCCACUCGUCCGCGGUGUCGCCGGCGUUCCGGACCGCCGCGGACUCCGACGCCGUCUGGGCACGGUUCCUGCCGCCCGACCACGCCGCCGUCCUGGCGCGCGCCGACGAGCCCGUGGAGUGCGAGUCCAAGAAGGAGCUCUUCUCCCGACUCUGCGACACCCCCGUCCUCCUCGACGGCGCCACCAUGAGCUUUGGGCUGGAGAGACGGAGCGGGGCGAAAUGCUUCAUGCUCUCGGCGAGGGCGCUCAGCAUUGCCUGGGGAGACGAUCCGACUUGCUGGAUAUGGACCGCUAGCCUUCCGGGAUCCAGGUUUCCUGAGGUCGCCGAGCUCGUCGACGUGUGCUGGCUGGAGAUCAGCGGGAAGCUCAGCCUCUCGCUGCUCUCCCCGGGCACAACCUACGCCGCCUACCUCGUCUUCGCCAUCGCCGACGACUCGUACGGCCUGGAGUGCCACGUCGGCAUGCUGCCACCCAAGGCCACAGUCACCGUCGUCUCCGGGACCAGCGGCAAGCCGGCGGCGACGUCGACCGAGCACGCCAUCUGCCUGCAGCACAUGCAGGGGGAGGAGGAGGUCGCCGUGCACCGGCGGAAGCAGCAGUACAUGCGGCUCCGCAAGGGCUACGGCCGCAAGAUGGUGACGAGGGAGGCCGACCCCGACAUCAGGUGCCCGCGCCGGAGGGGCGACGGGUGGGUGGAGGUCGAGCUGGGCGAGUUCGCCGUGGCCACCGGCGACGGCGAGGACGGCGGCGUGGUGGAGGUGAGGCUCGAGGAGGUGGAUAGCCGGAGGUGGAAGAGGGGCCUCAUCGUGCAAGGCAUCGAGAUCAGGCCCAAGCACGCUUGCUAGCUGCCGCCAUAUAGCCGAACGCCUGCGUUGAUUCUUUUUUAUCAACAGUUAGCCAUCGGAUUAAUUUUUAAUCUAGGAAAAAAUCAUUAAGAAUUACCGAUGAAUUAGGUCCAGAGAGGAACAGCUAGCCGACGAAGCUCUCAGCCUGAUUCUUUUCUGGACUGACGCAACUUAAAAAUUCAGCUACUGGAGAAUGGUCAAUUGCGUCAGUGCUUGCAUGCGGACUAGUACGUAGUACGUGCUGCUGCAGAGCGCUAAUGUACUUGAUGCAUGGCCCGCAAGCUGUUUGCUAACCACAACGGCCUGUAUGUAGAUGAUCGCAUGAGGAGCCUGCUGUGUGCGUACGUGGUCAAGUUGGUGAUCCGGGGACCAAAAUGAGAUAGCAAGUGUAUUAUUUCGAUGGAAUGUUAAUUCCAUAUGAUUUAACGUGAUUGUUCACUGUUCCAUCA